AUGUUACAAAAGUACAGAGGGUCUUUUAUGAGAUCUAAAUCACCAUUGGAGGAGCAAGCUUACAGCAUCUUGACACCAUAUGCUUUCAAAAAGUUUCAAGAUGAAUUUGCAAUGGCGACACGAUAUAUAGUGCUUCAGAUAAAUGUAUCUCAGUUUGUGGUGCAAUACUUUGAUACAACAAGAAGAGAAAAGCACGAGGUAUUCUGGAAUGGUACGCAAGCAACCUGUAGCUGCAAGCAUUUUGAGUUUUGGGGCAUACUUUGUCGCCAUAUUUUGAAUGUGUUCCUUCAUAAAGACUGUUUUCAAAUUCCUGAUGUCUACGUCCUAAUGCGCUGGCAUAGUGAUUUAUCAUCACAAGUUACUAGCAAUAUUCUCUUGUCCCUUCAACAAGUGAAAUCAAAUGUCAGUCUUACAAUAAAUGACAAUUCAUGUGCUGAAAAUAUUGAUUAUGUUCAUUGUCCUCCUAACUCAAAGACUAAAGGACAUCCCUUGCAUAAGCGGAUGAAAAGGGGAAAAGUGUAA
Hevea brasiliensis (rubber tree) is the source of this 522-nucleotide messenger RNA. Its product is annotated as putative protein FAR1-RELATED SEQUENCE 10. NCBI's taxonomy places the organism in Eukaryota, Viridiplantae, Streptophyta, Magnoliopsida, Malpighiales, Euphorbiaceae. Gene Ontology annotation, biological process: regulation of DNA-templated transcription. Gene Ontology annotation, molecular function: zinc ion binding. The record is from RefSeq and is a predicted model, not a curated record. Bases 1 to 522 code for a protein of 173 amino acids. The transcript has a single exon.